CCCAGUUACAGUCUACUUCUCCGUGAAGAUUCCUUUUUUCUUCUCCACCUGAGAGCCCCAGUGUUGGGUGAAGAGGCCUCGGCGGAGGGAAAUUCAUUCAGGCGACUGCCCUGGCCAUCCGCUUCCUCUUCGUGCCUCGGCCCUGCCCGGGGGCCUGCGAGUGUCAUUGGUGAAUGACCGCAGCCCUUGCUGCCGCCGCUGCCACUGCAACCAUGGCCUCCGGCAGCCCCGGCCUCACCACCGCCCGCCUCCUCUUGCGCUCCUUCCUCCUGCAACAGAAUGGAAUUCGGCAUUCUUCCUAUACAACUUCCCGGAAACAUCUCUAUAUUGAUAAGAAUACGAAGGUUAUUUGCCAGGGUUUCACUGGUAAGCAGGGCACCUUUCAUAGCCAGCAGGCAUUGGAAUAUGGCACCCAACUAGUUGGAGGAACCACUCCAGGGAAAGGAGGCAAGACGCACCUGGGCUUACCAGUGUUUAAUACUGUGAAGGAGGCCAAAGAACAGACAGGAGCGACAGCUUCUGUCAUUUAUGUCCCUCCUCCUUUUGCUGCUGCUGCCAUUAAUGAAGCUAUCGAUGCGGAAGUGGGCUUGGUUGUGUGCAUUACUGAAGGUAUCCCACAGCAGGACAUGGUGCGAGUCAAGCACAGACUGCUGCGCCAGGGGAAGACAAGGCUGAUCGGGCCAAACUGCCCUGGAGUCAUCAAUCCUGGAGAAUGCAAAAUUGGCAUCAUGCCUGGCCAUAUUCACAAGAAAGGAAGAGUUGGUAUCGUGUCCAGAUCUGGCACCCUGACUUAUGAAGCGGUUCACCAAACUACACAAGUUGGAUUGGGGCAGUCGUUGUGUGUUGGCAUUGGAGGUGAUCCUUUUAAUGGAACAGAUUUUAUUGACUGCCUUGAAAUCUUUCUGAAUGAUCCAGCCACAGAAGGCAUCAUAUUGAUUGGUGAAAUUGGUGGUAAUGCAGAAGAAAAUGCUGCAGAAUUUUUGAAGCAACAUAACUCAGGUCCCAAGGCCAAGCCUGUGGUGUCCUUCAUUGCUGGUUUAACAGCUCCUCCUGGCAGGAGAAUGGGUCAUGCAGGGGCGAUUAUUGCUGGAGGAAAAGGUGGAGCUAAAGAGAAGAUCUCUGCCCUUCAGAGUGCAGGAGUUGUGGUGAGCAUGUCUCCUGCGCAGCUGGGAACCACCAUCUACAAGGAGUUUGAAAAGAGGAAGAUGCUAUGAAAGAGAAAACAACCAACACUUUGCUAAGCCUGUGGAAUGAAUCAUCAUGGAAAUGUGAAGCAGCAGCAGUCCGCGUCUGCCUCCACUGAUUGUCAGCCCGCUGGUCCUUCAGCACAGCGGGCAGCCAAAACGGAGUUAGGUGUCCUGUGUUGGUGCUUUCACCUCAUCGUGUAGCAGGCGCAGCCAAUAAAAUCUACCAUUUGAUUUGAA
Ceratotherium simum simum (southern white rhinoceros) is the source of this 1424-nucleotide messenger RNA. RefSeq names its product succinate-CoA ligase GDP/ADP-forming subunit alpha (gene SUCLG1). Gene Ontology annotation, cellular component: succinate-CoA ligase complex (ADP-forming); mitochondrion. The record is from RefSeq and is a predicted model, not a curated record. Gene Ontology annotation, biological process: tricarboxylic acid cycle. Gene Ontology annotation, molecular function: succinate-CoA ligase (GDP-forming) activity; succinate-CoA ligase (ADP-forming) activity. NCBI's taxonomy places the organism in Eukaryota, Metazoa, Chordata, Mammalia, Perissodactyla, Rhinocerotidae.